Messenger RNA from Cyclocybe aegerita, 1590 nucleotides. The record is from the annotation of a GenBank genome assembly. Lineage: Eukaryota; Fungi; Basidiomycota; Agaricomycetes; Agaricales; Hemipholiotaceae.
AUGGAGUCUCCAAAAAGAUUUCCUGACCCGACAAAGAAUUACAGGAUCUGUGGUACCUGCUUCAAGCGCAACGUGAGCGUCUGGCAGACCUUCAAGAACUGCAACGACUGUCGCGAGAAAAACCGCCAGAAGAAGGUCCGCGCUGACGAGAGGAAGAAAGAACGCGAGAGACAGGUCUCUCUGACUAUAGCUCAAAUGCGAAAGGAGAUGAUGUCUUCGGAUAACGACGCGGAGAACGCGUCGACAAUGCAGGGUGUGGAAGGCCCCAGCGCGUCGGCGAAGGAGGAUGCGGCGAAGGAGGAUGCGGCGAAGGUGGAUGCGGCGAAGGCGAAGGAAGGUGGUGUGAAACGGAAGGGGGCUCAAGCGCUUAGUGAGCUGGAGGGAGCAGAACGCGACUCUGCCACGCAGGAGAUGAAGAAACGCCUCGAAAAGAAGAUCAAGGCGAACGGUAGAAGCAAGACGCCAGACUUGAGCAGCCGAGAGGCGGAUGAUGGAAAGGAAUACCAGACGGCGAGCAUGCUGUACGACGCGAUCAAGUCCAAGUCGACGCGUCUUGUGACUUUGAACAAACCACUGCAGUUCCGCGGUUGCCAUUCUAUCGUCGCGGUGUCGUCUAUCAGGCACAAAAAGCGCGCAGAAAUUGUUGAAAACGAUCUGCGAAAACUCGCCCGACUUUCCUUCGCAGCUUCGCCAAACGCCUUUGCAGAACACGAGACUGGCAAACUGUCGCGCACUCUCAUGUUUACAUGUGCAUGUGCAGGUCCAUCAUCGACAAAGCCUUCCCCUUCGGUUCCAGUGGAGCCACCUGUUAAGAAAGGAACGCAAGGAGACCUCAUUCGAUGGGCUCGUGCUCGCGCAGCUUCCGAUGCUGCCGCCAAGCAAUGUGGCGGUAUCGUCACGAUCACCGUGAAAGACGACAACUCGCACCCGUACGGCAUUCCUGGUAGCAAAUUAUUGUGCAUGUCAAGCAUCCGAAGUGAAAACAAGUCAGAAUCGCCUCUGCUAUGCAAAAACAUGUACUUCACUCUCGCUGUUGCUUCUGCUCUUCCGGUAUACGCUGUACUCAACAAUGAUUCUCCUUCUGGCGCUGUGAACUCUAGGGCUAAUGUCUUCUUCGACGUCGCUAUCAACGCGAAACCUUCAGGACGUAUCGUGUUCAAGCUCUUCGACGAGACAUGUCCAAAAACGACCAGGAACUUCCGUGAGCUGGCAACAGGUCAACAUGGGUUCGGAUACGCUGGCAGCAGUUUCCACCGUAUCAUUCCCAAUUUCAUGCUCCAGGGUGGUGACUUCACGAACCACAACGGCACCGGCGGCAAGUCGAUAUAUGGACCCAAUUUCCCGGACGAGAACUUUGAGCUGAAGCACUCUGAGCCUGGUCUCCUGUCGAUGGCUAACGCUGGACGCAACACCAACGGUUCGCAAUUCUUCAUCACUACUGUCAAGACCCCUUGGCUGGACGGCCGCCACGUCGUGUUUGGAAAAGUCGUCGAGGGAAUGGAUGUAGUGAAGGCUGUCGAGGCCAUCGGCACAGAGAGCGGACGACCAACCGCGAAGGUCACCAUCACUUCGUCUGGUGUUUUGGAGUAG